AUGAAUACUUUCAAGUAUAAUUUUCAGGAUACUGACACAUUAUAUUCCCUCCGCCGCUCAGGAGCAGACCUUUCACAUUACCAUGAUCAAUUAGCUCGCGAAAGAUCGGCUCGAACUCUGACAUUAAGAAGGACAGCACGACCUACUAUAGCAGGCGUCUUUGGAAAAGCCCCACAACCAAGCUCAAGUCGCCCUAAGCUUUUCGAUACUGCGAAUUUUCCAUAUCUAGACGUUGUUUAUGCUGCAGAUAUCUUAAGAUCAGGAAAUGAUUUCAAAAUUAUUGAAUUUUUGUCCAAUAUACAACAAGUUUUUACUGCAACACCACCUUUGACUUACGGUUUGAUCACUUCCGAAGACCUUUCUGAGCCAUUAAACGAAGCGUUAAUGAAUACAACUUCAGACGCGACAAUUAUCGAAAUAAUAAAGACAAUAACCUUGAUAUAUCCGAAAUCCGGUGUCAAUCAAGAAAAAUUGAUUGAUGACGGCUUAGCGUUCACUUUCUUAAAUUAUAUGCAAACAGAGAAUCAAGAUUUACUAGUUGCGACGAUUACAUGCAUUGAUUCCAUUUCAGAGAUAUCAUCCUAUGCUCGAGAUUCCAUUCUUUGUACAGGAAUUUUGACAGAUUUGAUCAGAAUUGCGACAUCCCAGAGCGAUAUUCAAUUGGUUCAACUGUCAUGUGAUGCAAUUGACAGAAUAUUUGCUAAUCCAGAACCGAUUGAAAGCUCAAUCCUUAAAUCCGCGAUUUAUGAAGUUGUUGAACUUCUUAACAUCCAAGAUUUAGUUGCAAUGAAGUCAGUUCUGCAAACAAUCGUCUCCAUUACUAACAAAAAGCCCAGUCUGGGCUUCAUUAUUUACGAAAUGCAAAUUGCGCCAAAUAUUGUCCAACUUUUAGAGCAUCAAGAGCUUGCUUCCGCUGCUUUACCGCUCAUAGGGAAUAUGUCUGUGAGCUCUGUUUCCAAUAUUAAGCAACUUCUUGACGCAAAUUUGAUUGAUUUACUUUUCCGAUACAUUUCGACGGAAUAUACAUCAGAUGUCUUCUGGGUUCUAUCAAACCUGAUCGAAAGUGUUCCUCAACUUUUGGUUCCAGUUUUUGACAGCAAUUUCAUUCUACAGACUAUUUCUUCGAGCGAGGAUAGCGAUUACGAACUCAAAAGGGAAAUAUCAUUCUUCAUCGCGACUCUCAUUAUUUUUACGCCGAUACAUAAUAUGGAAAUUUUUAUUACAGCGGAAGUCGUUGAUUUACUACAAUCCAUGCUUGUUUGUGGUGUCGGAUUAAUAGUACUACGUGUCUUGGACGCGUUGACUAAGCUGAUGUACACAAUUCCAGAAAUAGAUCCUUCUCGGGAAUUCGCUGAAGCAAUGGCUUCGGAAGACAUGAAGGAUGAAAUUGAUAGAGUAAUCGACUCAGGAACGCCGUUGAUGAUAGAAAGAGCGCACUUUUUAAUUCAUAUGAUCGAGGAAUUAUUGCUCAAUGGAAAUUAG
Trichomonas vaginalis G3 is the source of this 1482-nucleotide messenger RNA. Its product is annotated as nuclear import signal receptor protein. NCBI's taxonomy places the organism in Eukaryota, Parabasalia, Trichomonadida, Trichomonadidae. Bases 1 to 1482 code for a protein of 493 amino acids. The record is from RefSeq and is a predicted model, not a curated record. The transcript has a single exon.